AUGCCGUCUGCAGGUACAUUGCAAACUACAUCAGCGCCUCUCAUAAUUUGUGCAGCACCAUUAGUAUCAGAUCAUCCACAUGUUGAGGCACCUCCUUCCAGGCCACCUCACAUUACACACCAGGCCGAUCAUCCAUCAACAUGCACGACUCCUAGUGCAGCUCCCACCAGGUGUAUUAAUACACAUGCAAUGACCACCAGGUCAAAAAAUAAUAUUCAGGAACUAAAGAAGGCACCAGAUGGAAGUAUUGUGCAUCCUCUUUCCAAAGCACUUCUCGCUGCAGUCACUCCUGAUGCUACCGAACCAUCUUGCUACACGGAAGCUGCUAAACAUAGUCAUUGGCGAGCUACAACAUCUCUAGAGUUUGAUGCUUUACUUAAAAAUCAAACGUGGGAGUUGGUUCUCCCUGAUUCACAUACUAAUGUCGUGGGUUGCAGAUGGAUUUUUAAAAUCAAACGACGUAACGAUGGAACUGUCAAGCGUUAUAAAGCGAGGCUGAUGGCUAAGGGCUACCAUCAACUACACGGUAUUGAUUUUCAUGAAACGUAUAGCCCAGUAAUUAAACCAGCAACUGUUCGUCUGGUUCUCUCCCUUGCCGUAUCUAGCGGGUCGUGCCUUCGACAAAUUGACAUUCAAAAUGCCUUUCUACACGGCUCACUUCAAGAAGUUUUCAUGGUUCAACCUCUAGGCUUUCAACACCCACAGUAUCCUCAUUACGUGUCGGCUUAA
Molecule: messenger RNA, 729 nt
Organism: Carya illinoinensis
Lineage: Eukaryota; Viridiplantae; Streptophyta; Magnoliopsida; Fagales; Juglandaceae
Exons: 1
Coding region: 1-729 (242 amino acids)
Source: RefSeq, a predicted model, not a curated record